AUGCAGCUAUCAUUCCUCGCCCUCAACUGGAGCCCACCGCGAGGGGAUCAUCUGAGAAAACUAGCAGAUCGCUCAGGUCUACUAAGGGACGCAAAGAAAGAGAAGAAGCCAUCGAAGAAUUCAAUAUCGCAUUUUCAGACCCGCGAGUUGCAGAAGCAGAAGAGAUUUUUGUUCCAGUUCCGCGAACCCGUGCAAGACACGUCUCAGAACCCAUACACCCAGACCUCUCACUCUUCGCACCAAACCCACGCACUCCCGCUUCGCCUGUCACACCUUCACCCAAGGAUUCCGCGAAAGGCGAAUUGUCCGACGAGUUUGAAGCGCAAGAUAACCCAAGGAACCUACCCCUGUGAGAUCCCUCAUAGACCGUCAGACGCGCCGUCAAGCACAACCCCUAUGACAGAAGCACAGCCAAUCAAGCAGGAAGACAUCGACGCUCUCCCUGCUGCACAAACUGGUCAAAUCAAGGAAAGCGGUUAUCGCCCAAACCAGUCAAGCUCCAUCACCGCAGCUGCAAGCGACCUGCCUUAUCCAUUCCACCUUCUCAACCCGUUUUACCCAUUAACCCAUCACAAGCAAGCAUGGCGGCAGUGCCCUUCAGAAUGCCUGGCCGCGCCACUGAUAAGGCGCCCAAAUGAUUAUGAAGACCUCGCCAAUGAGGCAAAUCUAGCGGGCGCAGAUCACAUCAAAGGCCUCAUAAAAUAUGUACCCACUAAGGAUAGGAACCUUUGGGCUGAAGUGGAAGGAGAGUAUUACCACGAAUUUACCAAGGUUUUGCAGACGCUCAAGAAGCAUGAUCGCGUCGGUAAAGCAGAGACAAACCGACUGUUCUUGGAGGGGUUCCCCUCAGGCGUGCAACAGCAAAUUCGCAACCAGCAUGAUGAUCAAGUUCCCAGAUCACCAUCCAGACGAUCCUUACCCUAUGCAAGAUGUGCGCGCAGCUGCGCGCUUUUUGCUUCCAGGCAUCACAUCAAUACCCGCAAUGCCAGCAGGCACGCAAACCACAUCGCCAUCGCCACAGGGCCAGCAACUCUCAAACGCCUACCUACCAGAAGCCUGCAAUGGGCGCAGUCGUCAAACAGGAAUACCAGGCCACACGUAGCUGGCAAUUGCACGGCGCAAGGGUUGAUAGAGGUUGACUCGUCCGCAUUCGUGCACACUAUCACAGAUGCGGAUUCAGAGGUAGACGACGAAGAUCUCGAAGUGCUGCGCGCUACACAGGCGUUAGCGCUAGCAACCACAAAGUGCGAUCAGAAGAAGGGAAAUGGACCUUACGCCCCCAAAGGAAAAGCGGUGCAAUUUGACUGGAGUAGAAGUUUCCAGCAAGCCUCUGAUGCGGUAGAGAUAGUCUCUCCUGCCGUACAAGCUUCGUCAGACAAAGGCAAGGCGCCAGAACGUGCGAAAACCACUGCAACGCCCUCUAUGUCAGCUGCCAAGCCAAAGAGACACCCAAAGUAUCUGAGAGAACUUAUGCGCACUCGAGGACAAGGAGGCCGAUAA
This is a messenger RNA of Suillus subalutaceus, 1500 nucleotides long. RefSeq lists its product as uncharacterized. The record is from RefSeq and is a predicted model, not a curated record. The transcript is spliced from 7 exons. The coding region runs from base 1 to 1500 and encodes 499 amino acids. NCBI's taxonomy places the organism in Eukaryota, Fungi, Basidiomycota, Agaricomycetes, Boletales, Suillaceae.